AAGUCUUUGGCUUUUAGUUGAAGAACACAGGGCUCAGAGCUCCCAUCCAUCCAUUCAAUCAGACCAUUCCUUCCAGUAAGGCAACUGAACAACAUGCUGCGGGUGAGGUGUGUGAGAGGAGGAAGCAGGGGAGCAGAGGCAGUUCAUUACAUUGGAUCUAUGCUGAGCAAAGGAGUCGUCGGAUGGGUGCAGCGAACCUUCCAGAGCACCCAGGCAGCUGCAGCAACCCAAAAACCCUGCGCUGCUGACGAUAAAAUCACAGAAACCGUUCCGGAAGACAGCCCUGUCUGCUCUUACAAUGAAUGGGACCCACUGGAGGAAGUUAUUGUUGGCAGACCAGAAAAUGCCAUCGUUCCUCCAUUUUCAGUGGAAGUUAAGGCAAACACAUACGAGAAGUACUGGCCUUUUUAUCAAAAAUAUGGAGGAUAUGGUUUCCCAAAGGAACAUGUGAAAAAAGCUGUGGAGGAGAUUGAGGAAAUGUGCAAUAUUUUAAAACUUGAAGGUGUUACCGUACAAAGGCCUGAAGUGAUAGAUUGGUCAGUUCAAUACAAGACACCUGACUUUCAGUCUACAGGUCUAUAUGCUGCUAUGCCCAGAGACAUUUUGCUGGUUGUUGGUAAUGAGAUCAUUGAAGCCCCUAUGGCAUGGAGAUCCCGGUUCUUUGAAUAUAGAGCGUAUCGACCUCUCAUUAAGGACUAUUUCCGUCGUGGUGCAAAGUGGACCACUGCACCUAAACCAACAAUGGCUGAUGAACUCUAUGACCAGGAAUAUCCAAUCCGUACUGUAGAAGAUAGACAUAAAUUAGCUGCCAUGGGAAAAUUUGUUACUACAGAAUUUGAGCCCUGUUUUGAUGCUGCUGACUUCAUGAGAGCUGGAAGGGACAUAUUUGCACAAAGAAGCCAGGUUACAAACUAUCUUGGAAUUGAAUGGAUGAGGAGGCAUCUUGCUCCAGAUUACAAAGUGCACAUCAUUUCAUUUAAGGAUCCUAAUCCUAUGCACAUUGAUGCCACAUUUAAUAUCAUUGGACCAGGCCUUGUCCUUUCUAAUCCAGAUCGUCCUUGUCACCAGAUUGAGCUUUUUAAGAAAGCUGGCUGGACAGUGGUCACUCCCCCAACACCACUUAUCCCAGAUGACCAUCCUCUUUGGAUGUCCUCAAAAUGGCUCUCCAUGAAUGUUUUAAUGUUGGAUGAAAAGCGUGUGAUGGUGGAUGCCAAUGAGACAUCAAUUCAAAAGAUGUUUGAGAAUUUAGGUAUCUCUACCAUCAAAGUCAGUAUUCGCCAUGCGAAUUCAUUAGGAGGUGGAUUCCACUGCUGGACAUGUGAUAUUCGCCGCCGUGGAACCUUGCAGUCCUACUUUAACUAAACUGUGCUUUGAAAAUAGCAAUAAAUCAGUAUUUUCUGA
Messenger RNA from Pelobates fuscus (common spadefoot toad), 1401 nucleotides. RefSeq names its product glycine amidinotransferase (gene GATM). Gene Ontology annotation, molecular function: amidinotransferase activity. The record is from RefSeq and is a predicted model, not a curated record. Lineage: Eukaryota; Metazoa; Chordata; Amphibia; Anura; Pelobatidae. Gene Ontology annotation, cellular component: mitochondrion. The transcript has 9 exons. The coding region runs from base 94 to 1362 and encodes 422 amino acids. Gene Ontology annotation, biological process: creatine biosynthetic process.